This is a messenger RNA of Phialemonium atrogriseum, 297 nucleotides long. RefSeq lists its product as uncharacterized. Gene Ontology annotation, molecular function: NAD+ binding; oxidoreductase activity. The coding region runs from base 1 to 297 and encodes 98 amino acids. Gene Ontology annotation, biological process: fatty acid metabolic process. The record is from RefSeq and is a predicted model, not a curated record. Lineage: Eukaryota; Fungi; Ascomycota; Sordariomycetes; Cephalothecales; Cephalothecaceae. The transcript is spliced from 3 exons.
AUGGCCUCUUCUUGGGCUGUUCCACUAGACUACAGGACUAGCCAGUCGCCGUACUGGGUGGAGGUGUUCUCGGUCGCCGCAUCGCGGCCUGCUGAGCGUCCGGAGGUUAUGACGUCCAAAUUCGAGAGCACAAUGCCGAGCAGGGCACGGCCUGCGUCGAAUACGUCAAGCAGAACUGCUGUGAGCAACGCGUGGCUGGUCGUCGAGGCGAUCCCCGAGAAGCUCGACCUCAAGAUUUCAACCUUUUCCGAAUUGGAGUCAGCCGCGCCCAAAGAUGCCAUCCUUGCGUCCAACUAG